GGGUGCACUCAAGUGUUAAACUAUCUGACAAAGGAUGUGAAGCAUGGAGAAACCAAGACAGAGUCGGCUGUAAAAUGUUAACAGAAGUUGGACUUUUAGUACAUUAAACAUGGAUGGAACUGCAAGCGGAACGGCAGAACCUCAAGAGACCGAUGGCACACAGAAUAGACCCAAUGAUGAGGUGGACAGGGUCUCGGAUGAGGAUGGGCCUGCGUCUGAGGCUCCUGUGGAAGGGGAUGUGGAGACUGGAGCACAGAACUCCAGGGACAGCCGGAAACUGGACUGCAUCAUCUGCUACAGUGCCUAUAAUCUGGGAGAGAGACUCCCCCGCAAACUCUACUGUGGUCACACGUUCUGCCAGGCCUGUCUGAAGCGGCUGGACACCCUCAUCAAUGAGCAGAUGUGGAUCCCCUGUCCACAGUGCCGGCAGAACACUCCUCUACCUCAUGGGGGUGCCACCGGACUAGACCUAGACCUGGCAGCAUUUCUGGGUGUUAAAGCUGAAGUGGAAAACCAGCGAACCUACAGCCAGAAAGCACCGCUGGAGACCAAGCCCUCCGUUAUAAAGCAGCCAAUCACAGAUCAACCACCCUCAGCCUGGGCCAAUGUGGCAGUAGCAGAGCAUCGCUUCCGCAGAAGCCCUUGUUGCAAGCACUGCCUGCUCUGCUGCUGGUGGUGCUAGAUUCACGUUCACAU
Sinocyclocheilus anshuiensis is the source of this 696-nucleotide messenger RNA. RefSeq names its product RING finger protein 224-like. The record is from RefSeq and is a predicted model, not a curated record. The coding region runs from base 110 to 682 and encodes 190 amino acids. The transcript is spliced from 3 exons. Lineage: Eukaryota; Metazoa; Chordata; Actinopteri; Cypriniformes; Cyprinidae.